This is a messenger RNA of Phalacrocorax carbo (great cormorant), 645 nucleotides long. NCBI's taxonomy places the organism in Eukaryota, Metazoa, Chordata, Aves, Suliformes, Phalacrocoracidae. The record is from RefSeq and is a predicted model, not a curated record.
GCCAAUCGGGGGUGCUGCCGGGAGCGGCGGUGGGAGAGGGGAAGGCUGGGCAUGCGCCUGGCGCGCCGGCGGUGGCGCCUCCCUCCCUCCCUCCCUCUGUCGUUAGGGUAGCGGCCGGCGGCGGCAGAGGUUUCGUUUGUUUACGUGUGUAACCCAAAGCAAGAGUUGUUCUUGUCACCGGCUCCUUUCAGCACUCGCAAGAGAAGUGCGAAGAUGGUGAAUGUUCUGAAAGGCGUUCUGAUUGAAUGUGACCCAGCAAUGAAGCAGUUUCUGCUCUACUUGGAUGAGUCAAAUGCGUUGGGAAAGAAGUUCAUCAUACAAGACCUGGAUGACACUCAUGUCUUUGUGUUAGCCGAGUUGGUUAACUUCCUCCAGGAGAGAGUGGGAGAGUUAAUGGACCAGAACUCUUUUCCUAUUACUCAGAAGUAAAAAGACUAGAGAAAUGAGGUUGCUGUGAGUUUUGAAUAGUGAAUUUCAAUAGCUUGAGUUGUUACUGUUUUAGUAGAUACACUGCGGUUAGUAAGGUCUACACAGGAGUGGCUACUCUAGAAAAUGGAUCAUCUUCAUAGACAAAAUAUUCAAACUGGAUUUUAUUUCUCAUUUGGAAGAUAAUGGUAUCUUUAUUAAAAUCCUUAAAAUGAUGUA